Pyricularia pennisetigena is the source of this 195-nucleotide messenger RNA. RefSeq lists its product as uncharacterized. The record is from RefSeq and is a predicted model, not a curated record. Lineage: Eukaryota; Fungi; Ascomycota; Sordariomycetes; Magnaporthales; Pyriculariaceae. The transcript has 2 exons. The coding region runs from base 1 to 195 and encodes 64 amino acids.
AUGGCCUUUACGGCAUCGGCCCUGCCUAUCGAUCUCGUCAGGCCGGUCUUGCAGCCCGCAGUGUCAGCUCCCUGCAGGCCUGUUCGAAUCCCGGCCACGUCUACCCUCAGAGGUGAACAAAUCAAAGCAGCUUCAGACUCGCCCUGGCAAAAGCGUAUAGGCUUCUUUUCCCUUGGCGGAAAGGGAGAUAUUUAA